UUUGAACCAAAAGACAAAAGCAAUCCUUCUUAAUAUAAAUAGAAUGUGUUUAACGGUAAACCCUUACUAGAAAAAGGGCUACUAAACAAAACAGUUUUAAAUCUUUCAAACAACCAAAUUAAACAAAUAGUUUGAUAGAAACGCAGAUUUGUGCAAAAAUAACAACAAAAGAAAUAGCUAACUGUUAACGAGGCGAACAGCAACAACAAACAAACCGAUAACUGUGUUGAAAAAAAAUUAACAAAUUGUUUAGAAAAUUACGUUUCAAUUAUUUUAAACACCAAAAACUGUACAAAUCUUGAAUUAAUUUAAACGGUUCGUUUAAACUAUUUAAUUGCUUAGUGAAAAAAACACAUAGAAACAAUUAAUUUUUGAAAUAGUUGAAGAAUAUGCUGCAAGAAAUUAACGCUCAUUACUAACUGUCAUUGAGAGUGUCAAAUUUCAAACACUAAACAUCGUUAUCAACCGCGCGCGAACACGUUUUAUGCUACAGCGUCAGUAGCUGUGCGCUCCUAUUCCCCCAACAAGAUGAACGCUCGCUCGCAGGUUUUCGACCUCACCAUCGAGGGCCGUCAAGUGGACGAAGCCGUUGCCAGCAUCUUUCAUACGGUGCUUUUCCAUCGCUGCCAAGGCAAAUACAUGUAUACGGGCGAUGCACAAUAUUCCAUCGGCACUAUUGGCUACACCGACGUGGAUUGUGAUUUCAUUGAUUUCACAUACGUUUGUUGCACUUCCGAGGGGCUGCUGCGCACCGUUAAACGAGCCAUCAACGUUUUCAGCGAGAAGUUACGCUCCAAUGAAAGUUGCGGUUCCGGCCAAAUAAGCUUGGAAUUCUUUCAGAAACGCAAAUCGCGUUGGCUAUUUCAACAAGAGUGCAUACCAUGGGAGGUGUGGACAGUUCAUUUAGAUCUCAUAAAGUAUGAAAAUGCAGAUGAUCGCCAAAUUAGCAGAGAGAACGUCUCUGAUCUUCUAACCGAAAAAGUUAUCUACAUCACUGAGCUUAUGAAUCGUUCGGAUUAUGUGCCGAAAACGCCAAGUCAAAAUGAAUUAGACUUGAUUUUUGACACAUCAUAUCCCGAUGUGCAGCCGUAUCUCUUUAAGUUUGAUUACACGACUGCUGGCUCACAAACGCCCUCGGUGACCAAUACCGUUAAGAAGAUAAUUAAGGAGACGUUCACGUUGUGACGUGUAAUGCUUGCGAGUGAGCGUAGCCACCGCCAAAAAAUGCAAAAACAACAAUCAAAACAUCAACAACAAGAGCAUGAAGAGAAACCACAACAGCAAGUAAGCGCAGAAUUACAACCUGUAUAUGCUAAGGACACGAUUGUUGUGGCCGGUGGAGAGUACUUCAAUAAGGGUACAAGUAUUAUUAUUUCUCAAGUCAGCCGAGCACACCGUAGCAAAGCGUUGAGCGAACAUGUCAACAUCGAGCUGAACGCGCUCCAAACCACCACCUGUAUAGAUGCCAAGCCUAGCGAGCGCAAAUCAAUUUUGGCUGUUGUGGGUGGCAUAAUUUUGCUGUUCUUAUGUCAGCACAAUCGCCUCGGCUCAUUUUAGUUACACUCAAAUAGCAAUUUAUCACGCUGAACGCUGAAAUACAAUAUAAAUUUAAAUAGAUAGUUGCUAAACUCAACUUAAUUGUUAAUUGUUUACGGCUAAAUUGACUUGUGUUCCACCCUACACAAACUGAAACACCUAGCAAACCAUUACAAUAGAGCCCUCGAUUCGUGAGCGCGUACAAGCGCAAAAAUGCUGUGUUCAAAUUGUGAUAAACGCCCAACACUCGUUUCAACAUUCGCGUUUGCCUGUCGAUGUUUAUCUCAUUGUUUGUCUUCAUUGUUUUAACUGAAUUUGAAAUUUGUCAUAACUGAAGUGUGAAUAUUAAAAAACACAAAAGUGUUGUUGACUAAAUUUUAACUGCGAAUUGGUCUCAAGCUUCUACGUAACUCAAACGCGAACGCUCUUUGCUGGUUGCUUGUCAGUUUGUGUAGUAUUGCCAAGACGCUGUAUAAAACCCCACAAAAUCAAUAAUGGUAACUAAUAUUGCAGCUGCAAUGCUCUUACUAAAUAUGGAAAAUAAUAUUCUCAGUUUCAAGUUUAUCAAUGUAAUUACACGUAAAUAUAAAGCGAACAAUGCCACAAUUCAGCAAAGUGUUGUCAUAGCAUUCCCAAUAUUUAUUACAACCAAAUUUAAAUUGAAAAUGUUUAUGAUUUAAAACAUGAAAAAUUUUGAAAAUUUAAAAAUCUUGAAAAUUUUGAAAUUCCCUUAACCUAAAAUAUUUUGAUCGGAAAUGUGUCAAUGCGUUCAAUAUUUGCUUUAUACACACUAGUGUCUUGAAUUAAAUUUUAUUUAUUUAUUAUCAUUAUUAUUUUUGCUUAUGCACUGGUCUGCAUAAUUAAUUAAAUUUUAUUUUUUUAUACGUUAUCCAUUAUUAUGUUAUCAAAUCUUUUUUUAUCUUAAAGUUAAAUUGUAUUUUUUAAGUCAGCGUACCUUGCAUAGAAAAUAUAUUAACCUACAUUAAAUUGGGUUACACGGAACUCAUUCUCAAUAAGUUUUGCUUAUAUUUUAUUUGUUAUGAUUUUGUGAUCCUAAACUUGAUUUGAACUCAUUCAAGUAGAUAUGCAUAUAUGCGUAGUUUUUAUUUCUAAGUUCUAUAUCUUAAGCCUUAUAAUCAGCAGAUAUACAGCCCGCGUAUAUUUGAUUUGAACUGCGCAUACAAGCUCGUAUUCCUUAAGUACUUUUAUAAUUUUCGUUUUGUAAGUUCAAUAUAUGUAUACAUUUAUAUUUUUUUUUACUACAUAUCCUCUUUGUAGUAGCAAUGCAAGGGCUAAUGAACUGCUAUAGUACUGUAUUUUAUAAUUUGAUAUGUAACAAACAGCCUAAAAAUUACCACUGUAAGCACGAGCAAUUGAAAAACAAAAAAAAAAAAGUAAAAAUGUUUAAAGUAAUAGCACAAUAAAUGCUAUAGAUUGAUUAUUCUGUUGUAGCGAAUGAAUUAUAUCAAUUGAACGAACUCACCAAACCCAACGUGUACUACCCAUGAUACUAAGUAGUUAACGUUUUUAUGAAAUGAAUUGUAAUAAACGCGGUGAAGAAGCAAGUGCAAGUAAUAUGCAUAAUAAAUGUAGAUGUGUUUUUAGUAUGUACCAUUGAUGUUCAUCGUUGUUGUUGUGUAUGUGUUGCAUUGAUGUAUAGAGAAAGAAAAUAUAUUAAACUUAAAGCGACAUAUGUAUGUAUGUGUCGAUAAUGUGCUUGCUACGCACUUACAGCAACAAACAAAUUAUUGAAAUGAAAAUAUUUUAACAUUUCACUAUAUUCACACACUAUACUUUCUUUUUAAAAAAACGUAAUUGGAUAUUAAAAGCGAAAUAGCGAAAUUCAAAAGCAAUGCAUUGAAAACUAAAAUCAAAUGAAAACUUGCAAAGGCUAUUUAGUGCAAUGCUGUUAUUGUUAUUAUUGUAGCGGCAGAUGCAAGCUUAACUGAAAUGCAUACGAAAUAAUUUGCCUUUAUUGGGUGAAAAUGGAAAAUUGUAUUAAAUUUUUUUUAACUGAAAAUGUGUCGACAAAUGUAAAUCUUGGAGUGAGUGGGUAUGCCUUAAGCGCACUUUUGAUUUUUAACUGAAAAAAUAUGUGCAUAUAUGCACAUAUGUAUAUGAAUGUAUGCGUUUAAACAUUUUUUAGAAAUCGAAUCGAUUCAACCCAUGUCCCAACGUCUAAAACCAUGUAGCAAUCUACGUGCUGUUAUGCUGUACAAAAUAGUUUUUAGUUUUUUUUUAAGGAGAAAUUUCUCCACUCAUUUGGUGUAAGCAUUGUAAGAAGUAAUGAAAACUUAAUAAAAAUGAAUUAUUAUUUGUAAAUUUCUAAGAAUUGGUAAAUAUGUUAAUUUGAAAUUUUUUUUUUUUGUUAAUUUUAUUUUUGUCAAUUUUAAUGUAUUUAAAGUUGAAUUUGUUAAGCAAAACACUUGAGACAAUUUGAAACAGUCGCCAUGUGCACACUGAAAAUACCGUUAAAUAUGGUUUGAGUAAAUUUAGCAUACACUGAAAUUUAUAUUGAAAAACAAAAACACCAACAACAAAAUAACCAGUUUAUUGCAUCACUUUUAAAAUACGGUCCUUAAGCACAAACCCCCGCCCACAUUUACACCUACACACACAUAUACUGUAAUAUAUAUUUUAUACUCACAAGUGUUUAUCCAACUCUUAGGCAACACUUGAAUUUUACACGUGUAUAUAAUUAGCCACUUUUUGGGGCCGAAAUUAUGUCAAACCCUCAACACAGUCCACCAACUCGAUCCAUAUACAUACGUACGUAUGAACAGUACGCUAAUAUAUAAAACAAUAAUAUAUACAAGAAAUAUACUAAAUUAUACUUUGAAGCACCACAAUGUAACAGCUCCGAACUUGAACAAAAGAGCAUUGUUAUAAAUAUUAUUAAACUAAAAUCUAAAUAAAAAUUCAAUACAAAAAAAAAAAAAAAAAUUGAUCGCUGCAAUUCAGCCGUAAUAAAUAUUUAGAAAUAUUCAAAUUAUGAAUAAAACUAAUUUUAGCUUUGUAUUCUAACAAAGCAGCAAACGCUAAAUACACACACACACAUACAUUCAUGCAUAUGCACGCAAUAAGCACAUACACUGCUAAAAAAAAGCCUGUAAAUGAGCAAAACUAAAUUCAGUGUAAUAGCAGCUAUUUACCGUUAGCAAAAAGAAAACAAAAA
Molecule: messenger RNA, 4711 nt
Organism: Bactrocera latifrons
Lineage: Eukaryota; Metazoa; Arthropoda; Insecta; Diptera; Tephritidae
Gene: Atg101
Product: autophagy-related protein 101
Exons: 1
Coding region: 529-1185 (218 amino acids)
Biological process (GO): autophagosome assembly; autophagy
Cellular component (GO): phagophore assembly site
Source: RefSeq, a predicted model, not a curated record